AGAAAGUCUUUUAUAUACAGAAUCUCUAUUAUUAUCUUUCUUGUGUCUACGUUGUUCUUCAUAUUUUAAUUGUUGUUUAAGAAAUAUAGCAUUUUUUAUAAAUUCUAAAGUAUUUUCAAAACUUUUUUCAGCACCAUACAUUGUUUUAAUAGCACUUACAGCAUAUUCUACAUCAUAACAUCUACCUAAGAGUUGCUGUUGAAGAGCAAGUACUUCAACUCUUUUUUCCACCAUUGGAGCAUGAGGUGGUACAUAAUAUUUGCAGCAUUUGCUGCUUUUGUUUUUACUACAUAUGCAGAAGAAGAAGAAGAAACUGCAAGAUUAUUAAUAUCUAAACAAUUACUUAAUAAAUAUCUUGUAGAAAAUAUGGAUAUUGUAAUCAAAUAUACAGUUUAUAAUAUUGGAAGUGCAGCUGCUUUAGAAGUUGAAAUCACAGAUAAUUCUUUUCAUCCUGAUCAUUUUACUCAUGUUAGUGGAGAAUUAAAUGCAAGAAUUGAUCGUGUUCCACCUUAUACAAAUGUUAGUCAUACAGUUGUUGUGAGGCCACGUAAAUUUGGAUACUUUAAUUUCACAUCAGCAGAAGUUUUAUAUAGACGUAAAGAAGAUGCUCCUAGUUUACAAUUUGCUGCAAGUAGUGAACCUGGUGAAGCAGUAAUUGUAUCAUUUAGAGAUUAUGAUAAACAAUUUUCUUCACAUGUGGUUGACUGGGCUGCAUUUGCAGUAAUGACAUUACCAUCAUUAGCUAUUCCUUUUGCAUUAUGGUAUUCUAGUAAGAGCAAAUAUGAAAAAUUGCUUAAAACUACAAAGAAACAUUAAUCAUAUAUUUAUUUUAAAUCAUUCAAAAAACUUUUUUCAUAUUGUUGUAAAAAAUUUAACUAUCCUAUUUUCUGUAUACAUUUACUUUUAUAAUAAAUAUUAUUUAUAAAUAACA
This is a messenger RNA of Apis dorsata (giant honeybee), 931 nucleotides long. It is a transcript of the gene SsRbeta, whose product is annotated as translocon-associated protein subunit beta. Lineage: Eukaryota; Metazoa; Arthropoda; Insecta; Hymenoptera; Apidae. The coding region runs from base 241 to 816 and encodes 191 amino acids. Gene Ontology annotation, cellular component: endoplasmic reticulum; membrane. The transcript is spliced from 4 exons. The record is from RefSeq and is a predicted model, not a curated record.